UAUUAAAACACCAGAAUGCCACCCAGUUCAGGAGAACUAUGGGAGCAUCACUUGAUGCCCCAGCAAGUGAAUGUGGAUUGUCUUCUGCCCACUGGUGUUAUCGUUCCAUUACUGUGUGCCAGAGACUCUACACUCGAGUUAAUUAAAAAGGAUUUAUGGCUGGAGGCAAAGAAAUACCCUCUCUUUCACAAGCUCAUGGAGCCAGAGUCCUACAUUUUUUUGGCUAUAACUCAAGAUGCAAUGAAAGAAGAGUUUUAUGAUGAAACAAGGCGCCUCUGUGACCUUCGCCUUUUCCAACCUAUUCUGAAGAUUAUGGAACCUAAAGGAAACAGACAAGAAAAGAUGUUGAACUACGAGAUAGGUAUGCUAAUUGGAGUACCAGUGAAUGAAUUCAAUGAGAACAAAGACCUUGAAAUCAUCACUUUUCGUAGAAACAUUUUAAAGGCUUGUAAAGAUGUGGUUGAUGAAAGAGAUGGCACAGGUGAUCACACCAGAGCGCUGUAUGCCUACCCACCAGACAUUGAUUCCUAUCCAGAUUUGCCACUUCAUUUAAAGGACCAACUUAUAAAGACAGAUAACUCUGUCAUCAUUUGUGUGUGGGUGGUCUCCGAUGACAACAACAGAACCAAAUACACAGUCAAGGUGCUACACAAUGCCUUCCCUAGCGAUGUCAUUGCUGAAACCAUCAGAAGGCGCAGUCGCUUUAUGAACAUGUCCAAGGAGCAUGCUGAGAGGUGUAUUGAGGAGUACAGGCACUUGUAUGUCCUCAAAGUUUGUGGUUGUGAUCAGUUUUUGCUGGCUGAAUGUCCUAUAAGCCAAUACAAGUAUAUCAGAGAAUGCCUGAGCAGGGAGAGUAUACCACAGCUUAUGCUCCACACUAAAGAAAGUGUCUAUGCCACAUUACCUGACACCAACUUCUUCUGGCCAUCAUACAUGCAACGAGGGAUUCAAGCACUGGUAGAAAUCAACACCACACCCAGUCUUUGUAUAUGGGAUGUUCAGGCUAAAUUAAGAAUUAAAAUUAAUUGUGCAGCCUAUGUAAAUAUCAAAGAAGUAGGCAAGAUUUAUGUUCGUGCCUGCAUUUGCUAUGGAACUGAAGCACUGGGUGAAGCCAUAAGCACCCACCAGGUGGAUUCCAACAGCCCCCGCUGGGAUGAGUGGCUGGAGUUCCUGAUGGUCCCAGACCUCCCACGCUCUGCUAAACUCUGCCUCUCUAUAUGCUCAGAGUCAAAACGUAGAAACAGAAAGGUCCAAUAUGCACUAGCCUGGGGAAAUCUUCAACUGUUUGACUUCAAUGAGAGGCACCUGAAUGGAAAGUUUAGCUUACACAUGUGGUCAAUGCCUCAGGGAAUGGAUGAUCUGUUAAAUCCAAUUGGCAUCACGGGCUCAAAUCCCAACAAAGAUUGUCCUUGUUUGGAAAUUGAGUUUGACCGCUUCAUGCAUCCCCUGUCUUAUCCACCUGAUGGUCACUUUGUUAAGUUGGCAGAGAUUGCUCUUCUCAAUGAAUCACAAAUGGGCCAUCCAGAUCCAGUGACAAAGAAAGAUAUAGAACUGUUGCAUGAGAUUAUUGAGAAAGAUCCGUUGUCUGAUAUAUCUGAACAGGAUAAAAAUCUCUUAUGGAAACUCAGGGAACAAUGUUUAACACGUCCAAAGGCUUUACCCAAACUUUUAUCAGCGGUCAAGUGGUCAGACAGAGAGAGUGUUGCUCAGUUGUAUGCACUGCUACAACAUUGGCCCUUGAUCCCUGCUGAAGUAGCUCUAGAGCUGCUAGACUGUUCUUUCACUGAUCUCAAAGUUAGAGAGUUUGCUGUCAGGUGUCUAGAUGAGGGGCUCAAGGAUGAUAAACUGGAGCAGUACCUAUUGCAACUGGUCCAGGCAAUAAAAUAUGAACCUUACUAUGAUAAUCCUUUAACACGCUUCCUUCUGAAGAGAAGUCUACUCAGUCAGAGGAUUGGUAAUGCAUUCUUUUGGCACUUAAAAUCUGAGAUGCAUCAGACUUCAGUGCGGCUUCGGUUUGGAUUAAUAUUAGAAGCAUACUGUAGGGCUUGUGGUCCUUACCUGAAACAUCUGACUCAACAGGUGGAGGCCUUGGACAAACUAACAAAGUUGUCGGAUAUGUUAAAACAUGAGGUCAAUGCUGAUGAACACAUGAAAUAUCUUCAUGUCCAGCUCCAACAAGCUGAUUACAAAGAAGCUUUACAGAAUCUGCACAGUCCACUUAAUAUAGCCCAUAUUCUGGGAGAAAUUCAACUUGAAGAGUGCUGUGUUAAAACAAGCAAGAAACUUCCCCUAUGGCUUGUCUGGUCCAACCCUGAUGCUAUGGCUGAUCAAGCUGACAUGUUCUACCGCUUAAUGUUCAAAAAUGGAGAUGAUUUGAGACAAGACAUGCUGACUCUACAGGUGAUAAGGAUCAUGGAUACUGUCUGGAAAAAUGAGGGUCUGGAUUUAAGGAUGAUUCCUUAUGGCUGCCUGUCCACUGGCAAAGACGUGGGUGUUAUAGAGAUUGUGAAAAAUGCCAAGACCAUCACAGCCAUUCAGUCCAAAGGAGGGGCUCUAUCUUCUAUACAAAUUGACUCAUCUCAGCUUCACAAGUGGAUCAAGGAACAAAACCCUGAAAGAUAUAAACAUGCAAUAGAAAUGUUUAAAAGCUCCUGUGCUGGCUACUGUGUUGCCACAUUUGUUUUGGGAAUAGGAGACAGACAUCCAGAGAAUAUAAUGGUCACAUCGGAAGGGCAGGUAUUUCACAUUGACUUUGGUCACUUUUUGGACCAUAAGAAGAAGAAAUUUGGGAUCAACAGAGAGCGUGUUCCUUUUGUCUUGACUGAAGAUUUCAGGAGAGUUAUAGCCAUGGGUGCCAGCAAACCGGAUAAAUCAGAUGGAUUUAAAGAUUUCCAAGAGCUGUGCUGCAAGGCCUAUGUUAUUCUAAGGAAACAUGCCAACCUGCUGAUCACCUUAUUCACCAUGAUGCUGCAGUGUGGGAUCCCAGAGCUGCAAUCCCUUGAUGACAUAGGCUACAUCAGAAAAACUUUGGCUGUUGAGAAGGAGGAGCAGAAGGCUGUGGAGUAUUUCCUCGAGCAGUUCAAGUGUGCCUAUGGUGAUUCAUGGACCACAAAAAUUGACUGGUUUUUCCAUAAUAUUAAAAGGAAAUAAUAAUUUUUUUUAUGUUCAUCAUGUAUUGUUAUUUUUUUAAAAUAUAUUUUUUGUUCUAUGUUACCACAAGCAGUCAAAGAAUUUUAAAAAUUGGGUUAAUAUCUGCAAAUGCUGGUGGGAUCCUCUUUUUUUUAAAACUAACUUUAUACCUCUUCGUGUUUGGUUCAUAAUAUUCAUUUCAUAUAUGUAAAUUAUUUGUUAUAUAAAUAUGCUCCAAAGUUUAAAAAGGUUAUUAGUUAUAUUGAUUAAGAUUCACAUUGUGUGUGGAAUUUUUUCAUUGGUUCAGUCUGCUUGAAGAAAGAAUGUGCAGCUCUUUUGCCGCAUUGGAUGCAGCAGAAUUGUGAUUGUAAUUAUUAAUUAGAUAUUUAUUUGUUUAAAAGUUAAUUGGAAACAAUCUUUUAGCAAACUUUUCUCAUCAUUGUCCCUUUAUCUGUAUCAUUGCUGUUUCUGUAAGGUAAUUGAUAUUGAUCAAUGAUGAAAUAAAUAUUUUUC
Molecule: messenger RNA, 3642 nt
Organism: Physella acuta
Lineage: Eukaryota; Metazoa; Mollusca; Gastropoda; Physidae
Product: phosphatidylinositol 4,5-bisphosphate 3-kinase catalytic subunit alpha isoform
Biological process (GO): phosphatidylinositol 3-kinase/protein kinase B signal transduction; phosphatidylinositol-3-phosphate biosynthetic process; cell migration
Cellular component (GO): phosphatidylinositol 3-kinase complex; cytoplasm; plasma membrane
Molecular function (GO): 1-phosphatidylinositol-3-kinase activity; 1-phosphatidylinositol-4-phosphate 3-kinase activity
Source: RefSeq, a predicted model, not a curated record